Molecule: messenger RNA, 1860 nt
Organism: Suillus fuscotomentosus
Lineage: Eukaryota; Fungi; Basidiomycota; Agaricomycetes; Boletales; Suillaceae
Exons: 4
Coding region: 1-1860 (619 amino acids)
Source: RefSeq, a predicted model, not a curated record
AUGGACAUCCUGCUAGACAGAGAUCUCGCUGGCAACGUACUAUGGGAAGAGGACCACUCUGUUCCUUCCAUUAUGGAUGUCCUUGUCCCGAUAUCAAGCCUCAGCAUGUCACACAUUCAAAAAAUAGCAUACUCGAACGGACAGCCUAUAUUUACUAGUCGCCCUAGUAAUAAGUGGGUUCUUGAGAAUGAUGGAAAGAAGCAGACGAAAAGGAAGAAGAAGGUGGCUCGCAAUGACGCGGAUGAACUUACGGAGUCUUCAACAAUGUCGAUCAUACCUGACAACGGUGAAGAAACCUGGAGCGCUCGAGCAUAUCGCCCUAACAAGGAGGUGAAGAAAGCCCCGCCCCGUAAACGCUCGACAGAGCAACAAUGGGCGGGUCUUUUCAAUACCGUCUAUAUAGCCAUGCGCUCAUUAUACAAGGCCACGUUCAGCACAAUCCCUCAGCACUCUAAGUUUUCCACUUCUGCGAUUCCGGAUGAGACCAACGCCCAGAAGCCUGACAUAGUCCUUACCAAUCACAAGGUUCAAGCGAAAAGUUGGGCACACGUCCUCACAUGCAUUGAGCUCACCGUCAGUGAUCUUGGCACUACACGCGACCUAGCAUUGUUCAAGGGGGUGGUCACCAAAGGGUACCUCAUGAUACGAGAACAACCUUGGCGUCGCUUCAUUGUCCUUUUCAGUAUCGCAGUGUGGCAACUUCGCGCCCAUUAUAUAGACCGCUCAGGUCUCAUCAUCACCCGUCCCAUAUCAAUCAUCGAUCAACCGGUGUGUCUCGUCGAUACGUUAAACACCUUGUCGCUUGCGAACUGCCAAGCCCAUGGCAUGGAUCCUACCAUUCAUUUGUGUGACGAUAUUUGCAAGGGUCAACACAGUGACCUAGCGAACGGAGCGAUAGGUUGGGUAGAGGACAAGCGGAAGGGCAUAUUAUCGAUCAUGGCUAUUCUGUGGAGAAGCCAGGGUCUGUUCUCUCGUGGCACUAUCUGCUAUCGCAUUCAAAAUGGCAAGGGGGACGAGUAUGCAUUAAAGGACUGUUGGGUUGACGAAGAUAAGAAAAAUCACGAGGAAGACGUUCUAAAUUGCGUCUGGGGCAUUCCAAAUGUAGUCACUCUCAUAGAAGCUUGGGAUGUCGAAUACCAGAAUGAGCCUGACUCUACAUCACGCAUUCGUGAUCGUCAUGGGGCAUCUAGAACACACGAGACAAUGCUCACCGUACAUGUCCUACACGGAGACCUCAGCCCCAACAACUUCAUUAUUCACAAAGGAAGCGGUUACUUCAUUGAUUUCGACCACGCCCAGAUCAUAUUGCCAGGCAAUACUAGUGUUCGCUCACGGGGUACUGGUACCCUGCCUUACAUGUCUAUCCACCUACUUACUGCAUGUGCAGAAAAGGAGAAGACCCAAGGAACUGUGACGAUCGAACAUUGCCCCAGCGAUGAUAUCGAGUCACUCUUUUACAUUUUUGUCGAAUUCGUUUCCACGUAUGAUGGACCGCAGGGCUACAUAUCGAACUCGAAGGUGGAACGAUGGGCUGAGACCCUUGAGGAUAUGGGCCACAGGGCUGGUCCAUAUAAGUCGUGUUUGGUACUUGUCACGCGCCAUGACAAACAGUUGAUGAACAGAACAACACAAUACUUCGGCGGCAUCAGGGAUCUCGUUCAGGAGUGGCGCCUCAAAUUUUUUUACGCAGCAGAAGAGCAGACCACCAUUACUCACUUGGAGAUCCUGGAGCUCAUAAAGAAGUGGAUCUCUCACGAAGCUGUUGAUGAGCCCCUUCCUCCAACCCAAGAAGCUGAUCUUUCAAGCACAACCCACCCUUGUCGUUCGACCCGGAAGGUCAUCCCGGUAAAGAGAGCAUAA